Messenger RNA from Oldenlandia corymbosa var. corymbosa, 555 nucleotides. The record is from the annotation of a GenBank genome assembly. NCBI's taxonomy places the organism in Eukaryota, Viridiplantae, Streptophyta, Magnoliopsida, Gentianales, Rubiaceae.
AAAAAAAGCCGAACUGCUUCGUCGUAGGCGAGAGGCUUAUGCAGAAAAGAAAAAACAAAUAACUGGCUGCAGCACUAACCUGGCUGCAGCACUAACCUCUCCGUUAUAGGCCGUACUAAGUCACAACAUACCGAUGAAAAACCUAUAAACACGAACAUGGCAACGAUGGAAACCUCUUUUUUGAAAGCAGCAACUAAGACAAGGCAUUGUAAUAAUAUUAUUAAAACCCAUAUAGGGAAUGUGGAGAAUAGUAAUAGUAUCCAAACCGGCAAUGAAGACACUGGUCCAAAUACAAUAACUAAGGAUAACAUCCUCCAAAUGAAUACUCCAACCGAAUCCCGUAUAACCUGUCUGCCACAGUCCGUUGAACAACUAUGUAUCACUAUCGGCCAAAAAGAAGACAUUUGCUCCACUGCAGCAGACCCCCGACCGAAGAGAAGCCCUGGAAUAGGUGAUGCUGCUUCUAACCUUUCAGAUUCUUGCUGGUUCUUCUAUUCCCCUUACACCGGUACCCCAACAACUCUAAUGCUGAUCCUGUUGAAGAAUGAAGGCUGA